This is a messenger RNA of Aspergillus aculeatus ATCC 16872, 1155 nucleotides long. RefSeq lists its product as uncharacterized. The transcript has 4 exons. Bases 1 to 1155 code for a protein of 384 amino acids. The record is from RefSeq and is a predicted model, not a curated record. NCBI's taxonomy places the organism in Eukaryota, Fungi, Ascomycota, Eurotiomycetes, Eurotiales, Aspergillaceae.
AUGUCAGCGCAACGCCAAACCCAUUCCCAGACAGGCGCAGCAAGCGGCCACAGGUAUCAGCUCCGCUCGAAGGGCCCAGUGGGCCGUGAGAUCUUCCAAGUUCUAGAGGAACGCAAGCCAGCAAAAGUCUCCAAAUCAAAGCCCAAGCCAGAACGUUACAGCUUCAAGGUGGGAGUUCGACUACGGCUGGUCUCCAAACAAGCGGCGUUGGGUUUUGUCAGUGGCAGCAGUGCCCCAGAGGCCCCGCAAAUCUACCAGCGCAAGUCGCAAAUCGAAAGUGAAACCCACGCAGGCAGUGAAAAUAGUGGCACCAGCUUCGCUGUCGAGCAAUUGAUUUACCAAAGCCUCCCGUACAAGGAGGGCCCAAUCAUUGUCAACGCCGAGGUGGAUGUCCAUGAAGAGGUUCCCUUCGAGGCCAUCAUUGAUGCGAAGUUCUUGCCAUCGGAUGAUGAUCCUGAAUUCCGACGUCGCCUAGCCCAAUGGCAGAUCCCACCUGUAGAGGACCCGGAGCGAUCCCCUGGGAAAAUCAAGCUGUCCGAUUUCUUCAAGGCGGUCCGCAGUGACCUGUACCGCGAUCAAACCGACGCGGACAUGUUCUGGUUUAUGCUGAAACUCGUCGAAGACUUCCCAUCUGAUCGAAAUGGAGACGUCACCUUCCUAGGCGACUGCUACUUGCCUCUCUCGCGCGAGCACGCCCGUGCCAAGGAAGGCGCCUAUUUCGCCUACUACAUCACACGAUGGAAAUACGUCAACGAUGGACUCGAGACUCCGCCUCUCGCGAUUUGCGUGUGUAACAACAAGCGCGGCCGAGAAGGCAUCGCCCGCUACGAGAUCCCCCCGCUCCUCCUCCAAGCCUGGAUGAACACGAAGCUCGAAACCGAGGACCUCGACGCCCAGAACGCGUACGUCCUGAGCCAGCAGGGGUGGGACCUCCGGUUCGUCAAGGCCACCAUGCCGAUCCACGAAGCGCAGCGGCUCGGAAUGCCUCCGCACUUCUCGGGCAAGGUCAGGGUGGAGCGGACGAAAGCGUACAAUCUGCGGGAUCCGGAGGAACGGAGGGAAGCGCUACGGGCGCUGAUGGGUUUACUGCUUUAUUUUCAUGCUCGUCCGGAGUUUGUGUAUGCGAAUACUCAGAGUGGUUAUAGUUUUGUUUGA